Molecule: messenger RNA, 1338 nt
Organism: Kalmanozyma brasiliensis GHG001
Lineage: Eukaryota; Fungi; Basidiomycota; Ustilaginomycetes; Ustilaginales
Product: Peptidase M16, N-terminal
Exons: 1
Coding region: 1-1338 (445 amino acids)
Cellular component (GO): mitochondrion
Molecular function (GO): metal ion binding
Source: RefSeq, a predicted model, not a curated record
AUGUCGCUCGCUCGUUCCGCCGCGCCCGUGCGAAGCGCACUUCGAACCGCCGCUGCCGCUCAGCGACGCACCUUCACCACCGCCAACGCAUCCGGCGUCUCGACCGCUGCUGCCGACGACGGAGCGCUCACCUCGACCGUCACCGUUGCCAUCAAGGCUGGUUCCCGCUACGAGUCUGCCCCCGGUGUCGCCCACGUGCUCAAGAACUACCUUUUCAAGUCCAACCAGAAGCGCUCUGCUCUCCGCCUCGUCCGUGAAGCCGAGUUCUACGGUGGUGUCCUCUCCACUGCUCUCACCAAGGAGCACCUCUUGCUCACUGCCGAGUUCCUGCGUGGUGAUGAGGACUUCUUUGUCGAGGUUCUCGGUGAUGUUCUGACCAAGUCCAAGUUUGCUGCUCACGAGUUCAACGAGGAGGUGCUUCCGCAGGUGCAGUCGGAGUACGCCCAGGCGCUCGCCAACCCCGCCGUUCUUGGGUACGACAACCUUCUGCAGACUGCCUACCGCCAACGCGCCCUCGGUCACUCGCUCUUCGCCUCGCCCUCCAGCCCCGUCUCGCACCGUCAGGUCGUCGACUUUGCCCACGCCGCUUUCGCCAAGAACAACAUCGCCGUUCUCGGUACCGGUAUUGACAGUGGAAAGCUCUCGCAGCUCGUCUCGUCGCACUUUGGCGAGCUUUCCGCCUCGGCUUCCGUCUCGAGCCCCGCCUCCAAGUACUUUGGUGGUGAACAGCGGGUUGCCUUCUCUGCGCCCCACGGUGCUGAGAACACGCGUGCUGCCCACGGUCACUUCUUCAUCGCCUUCGAGGGUGCGGGUCACAAGGACGCUUCUGCUUCCGCCAACCUUGCCGUGCUCCGCUCGCUGCUCGGAGGUGAAUCGUCCGUCAAGUGGAGCAACGGUGUUUCGCCUCUUUCGCAGAUCGCCGAGUCCGUUGCUGGUGCUCAGGCCAAUGCGUUCAACCUGACCUUCUCCGACUCGGGUGUGUUCGGUGCACACGUCUCGGCGCCAAACGCCUCGGUGCAGCAGGCGGCUGCCAAAGUGGCCCAAGCCCUCAAAAACGUCGCGGGCGGUCUCAAGGAGGAGACCAUCCAGGCAGCCGUUGCCAAGGCCAAGUUUGAACGCGCCACCGUGCUGGAGAACCGUACCGCAUCCCACGAGUUGGUCAGCGCCCAGCUCCUCGAGGCCGGCAAAGUCGCCACGCUCGAAGAGAGCUUCGCCGCGCUUGAGGGCGUCAAGGCCAACUCGUUGGCCAAGAUCGCUGAGAAGCUCCUCAAGAGCAAGCCCACCACCGUCGCCGUCGGUGACGUUCACGUUCUGCCUUACGCCGACGAGGUUCUUUAA